AUGGCCUUCGACGACAAGUUCUUUAAAGAGAUGUUCUUAGAACGUCUGCCGACGUCAGUGCAAGCAAUCUUGGCCUCUGGCUCAGACGACCUAGACAUAUCAAAGCUAGCGGAAAUGGCCGACCGUAUGAUGAAGGUUGAGCGUUUGUCAUCCCCGACGACUGCCCAGGUUUCCCAACCUCUCACCGUGUCCACCUCUGACUUGGCUGAACUAAAGACACAGAUUGCCUGGUUGUCAGCGACUGUUGCCGCUUUGCAGCUGCGCCGAUCCGCCGGUCCCUCUCGACGUUCCUUUGACCGCGACCAUCGUCGUUCCCGCUCUCGCACCAGCACCACAAACCUAUGUUGGUAUCGUGUUAACUAUGGCGAUAAGGCGUGCCACUGCGUCCCCCCCCCCUGCUCCUUCAAGUCUACACAGGGAAACUCCUCGACCGGAGACUAA
Messenger RNA from Spirometra erinaceieuropaei, 441 nucleotides. Lineage: Eukaryota; Metazoa; Platyhelminthes; Cestoda; Diphyllobothriidea; Diphyllobothriidae. The record is from the annotation of a GenBank genome assembly.